This is a messenger RNA of Armigeres subalbatus, 6129 nucleotides long. RefSeq names its product MOXD1 homolog 2-like. The record is from RefSeq and is a predicted model, not a curated record. Gene Ontology annotation, cellular component: secretory granule membrane. Lineage: Eukaryota; Metazoa; Arthropoda; Insecta; Diptera; Culicidae. Bases 1923 to 4130 code for a protein of 735 amino acids. The transcript is spliced from 8 exons. Gene Ontology annotation, biological process: dopamine catabolic process; octopamine biosynthetic process; norepinephrine biosynthetic process. Gene Ontology annotation, molecular function: dopamine beta-monooxygenase activity; copper ion binding.
AGCUGGUUUUUCGUAUCAGGAACCGUAUCGCGCGGACGAUUUUUCGCGGGCGAGAGCUUUUCCUCCUUGGGAAGGAUUAUUCUAGUGGGGCAGUUAGGCGAGCUGGGGCUCGCUUGGCGCUUUGGUCGGUUGGUGUGUUGUUUAAAGCAGAAGCCUCCAGUUGGGUCGAUGGGAAAUUAUUACGACAGAGGGUAACCCCAACCGGACGUAAAUUGGCAAAUUAUGUGAAACGUCCUUUCCGCUAUCGUUAUCAGUGUGCUCGGGGCGCUCCUAACAAGGCACAAUAAAGAUCGACUAUUAUCGAUUCGAGGGACCUUAUCCGGCUCGAAAAGAAGAAGGGUUUUGUUACAUCAGCUAUCUCCGUCGUUCCGCUAAAUUUCGCGAAUCGUUAGUCGUUCGAAGGGAUUUGUUGUUGUCCGUGCGAGCCACAUCUCGACGGGUAGUUUGGCUCUUAUGAAAGCCCUGGUGGUGUGAGUGUGAUGCUAAGCAGAGCAGCUUACAGAACCUCGUGACGGGUUUCCGAGCGCUCGGUAGUGAUGUAGGCGUUGAAGAAAAAGAGGUUUUGCUUUGAUUUAUUUCUUGCAAAUUGCUAUUUCAUUGGCAAAGUGGGUGUUUAGAGCAAAUAAAAAACAAAUCUGGAAAACAAAAGGAAAAACUUCACAUAAAUUCAAGCGCCUGAUGUAAUACACCAAAUAGGCAAAACAGAAUGAAAAUAUAUGCCCUUGCCAACGAACGAAAAACAAAUCCUGGAAUCGGAGCUGGCCAUAGGGCUCGCGCGAGGGUCGAUUUUGCUCGAUGAUUUAUUGGAACAAGUGUUUGUGCGAAUGAAUUAUUUGUAGGCCCACCCAGCUGUCACAGUUGAGGCUGUGUUGUUGCCAAUUCCGCGAAAGAAAUCCUUCGAAUAAUAUAAAAAAUAAACUCUCCUUCAGACAGUGUGGAGAAUUCAGUCAACCUUGAAUCCAGAAGAAAAAGUUCAAUUUAAUAUAAAUCGAGAUUCGGCCCCCCAAAAAAAACCACGGCCCCAAGUUGUGUCGGAAGAAGAAAUCCAAAUUCAAAUAAAAACAAAGUAGAUUGAACGAAGAAUACGUGUGCGCUCAAAUAGCUGGGAGCUGUCAUAGAGCUCUCCGGUCAUCAACGAAGAAGAAAAAACGGUCAGUGUACGUACGGUGGUGGCGUGCCCGGUGGGGUGGGUGAUGUUGAAUCAGAAGAAUCUUGAUGCCACACGCACGACCCGAGGACCGCGCAUCAACCGGUGAAGAUCUAAAUAUUUCCGCAGCUCAGCCCAUCAUCAGCGUCAGCGAGCGGCAUCAUCUGGGAACUGACUGGCUAGCGGCUGCUGGCUCUGGUGCGGGUAACCCGAGCUCUGCUUUCGAUCAACUUUUCGGAGCGAGUAUUUUGACAGCUGACGGGCGCGGAUGAAUUUCGUGCAGAAGUGAGUUGAUUUUUAAAAGGCAGGCAGCGCUGUGGGAGCACAAAUUACACGUGCGCACAGGUGUUCAGCGAGCGGAAAAUUGUUUCCUUGCAUCACGUUGUCGCAGAAUCCACGUGCGGCUCCACUGCUGUAACCGUUGCCGUUAUCCCUUAAGGCUAUAGUGACUGUUUGGUUUUCGUUGGAAGGCAAAGGACGACGACAAUAGCAGCGACGAGAACUCGGAGAUCUGAGAGCAAGCCCUAGGAACGUUGUCGCUGGCAGUGUGAAGGUGUUUCCUCGAGAGUGCUUUCGGCUGGAUGACAGACGCAAGUAUGUAAUCCGAGAUGAAGCUGCAUAGCCAUCCGGAGCGUGAGACUUGAAGAGUGCCAUCGCAGAAGCUAUUAUUGUUUUGCCACGAGUGGUGAAACAGAAGUGAAAAAAAUUCGAGCUAUCCUAAGAAGAAACUCCGAAUCGUGUCAAGAGGGUUUCGUUCAUAUCUCGGAGGGUGAAAAUGGGUUGUGAAGUGGUCGGGUGCCCGGGUCGAUUCGUUGGCAGCCAAAUGGCGAGUGUGAUUUAUUCCCUGGUGGUGGUGAGUGUGUGCCUGGUAGACAGUACCCUCGGGGCCCAUUGGGAUCAUUCGGUGUUCCUGGACGAUGACUACCGGUUGCUGUGGAGCAUAUCGGGGUACGACAUAACGUUCGAGGUCCAAGCCCGCACGCACGGCUACAUCGGGCUGGGCUUCUCCAAGGACGGCACUAUCUACGGAGCGGACAUCGUCAUCGGCUGGGUCGACCAAGGACAAGUUCAUUUCCAGGACCGGCACGUGAAAAAGAACAGCGAUGGCAAACCGGUGGUCGAUUCGUCCCAGGACUACGUCCUCCUGCUGGGCUACGAGAACAUGACCCACACGGUGCUGCGGUUCAAGCGGAAGUUGGACACCUGUGACGUGGCGUACGAUGUGCCGAUAACGAACGACACAAUGCGGGUGAUCUACAUGUACCACGACGAGGAACCGCGUGGUUCCCAGUACGCACCGGGAAGCCUGCCGGACCCGGCUGAAGCUUUCAAGCAGGCACGUUCGCUCUUCCUGACGCAACGGGUGAACCAGUCGCCAAUCAAGCUCGACGCCCGGAUGAAGAUCAUGGAGCUGCGCAAUCAGGACGUGGAGUUGCCUUCCGAGGGGGGCACCCUGCACUGGUGCAAAGUGUUCAAACUGAGCGAUAUCAAUCGCAAACACCAUCUGAUCAGGUACGAGCCGGUGUUCGAUUCGUCAUCAAGCGUGCCCUAUCUGAACCACAUAAUCCUGCACGAAUGUCAAGGUUCGUCACCGGAUUUGGAAAUUCUGUCACGGGAGGCGGGCCGUGCCUGCUACAAGACGGAUCGGUCCAUUCUGACCUGCAAUUCGAUUGUUGCCGCGUGGACGCGUGGUUCGGAGGGUUUCUCAUUCCCCGCCGAAGUCGGCUAUCCCAUGGACUCAAACCAGGCCCGGUUCUUUCUAAUGGAGACGCACUACAGUAGUCCAACUGAAGAGGUUUCCGAAAACCAUGGGGUAAAAUCGAAACUGAUGGUAGACAGCUCCGGAAUCAAAAUCUACUACACCAGUUCGGUGAGAAGCUACGAUGCGGGGGUGCUGUCGGUAGGCAUGGAUCCCAACUGGAGGCACAUUAUUCCCCCCGGUCAGGAACACGUGCUAUCCGAGGGCCACUGCGUGGGUGAAUGCACUCGGAAGGCGUUUCCUCGCGAUGGAAUCAACGUGUUUGGCGUGAUGAUGAAGACCCAUCAGAUCGGACGGCAGAUUAAGCUGAGGCAGAUCCGGUACCGUGAGGAACUGUUGCCCAUUGCGCACGAUAAGAGCAUAGAUUACAACUAUCAGGAGUACAGAAGGCUUGACUCCCCUGUGAAGGUGCUGCCCGGCGAUCGGUUGAUUGCCGAGUGCAUUUAUGACAGCUCUAAAAGAGCGGCCAUUACCCUUGGCGGAUUGACCGCCAGGGAGGAAACUUGUCUGGUGUUAACCCUAUAUUACCCGCGACAAAAAGAGUUGACCACGUGCCAUUCUUUGCCGAGCUUACCCACGGUGCUGCACUCACUUGGAAUCGACACACUGGUUCCCGGAUCCAAUCCGGUGCGGAUCGGUUCCCCCCUAGAACUGGCCGGGAUGUCGCUCGAGACGCGCCUCAUCUCGUACGACUGGCAGAACAACUUCAAAAGUUUCCAGCUAGCGACCCGGAAAGGAUCCUUCAAGCCACUCUGUUGGAGUGCGAAAAAUUACCCGCUUCCGGGCACGGAAAGUCUAGAAGGAUAUCCACCAAACAUCACCAAAUCCUACAAACUUCAACGGUCAUGUAGCUUUCUCCGCAGCCCACUGGCCGGAGCCAGCCCAAACCUGGCCAACGUGUCCUUCCAAAAUCGCAACCGCUACCACACGGAAUCGGAAACAAACGUCGAUCACCCAUUGCUCGGUCGAAAUUAUCCACCAACGAAUGGCAACAACGGCGCCGACGAUAAUGACUACGAUGAAAACUCUAUCGACCAGGAUGGAAACAACGUGAUAGAGGGAGCUGCUCGGAGUAAAGUUUCCCGGAGCUCAGUGACUGAACUGAUGGGCCUGAGUGGCGCUUCGUCGAUGACGAGUGCGUCGCUGCUCCGGUCCCAAAUGAUGGUGGCGUACCUGCUGUUCAUCAUCUUCCUGAACUCAUUCCGGAUAGCAACGGCGGCGUAAAGCUUUGCGACGGCAAGUUGGGAAGACUUUUGUUUUUAUGUUCUGUUCUGAGGGUGGCCCGGGACGGGAAUUAUCGAGAGAGGGAAAAGGUUAGAACCUUUUUACAAUAAGUAGGCAACAAAUUGCACAGGCUCCCAUUCGUAUGCAUGUGGAGAGAAAAUAAAACGACUGUAGCAGUUUUGAUCGUAACGAAGAAGGUCGCGAACCGUGUAAAUUGAUCAGAGGAAAGUUGAACGGAAGUGAAACUUGUUUUUAAAAUGGAGAAAAUUUUCUUCCAAAGUUUCCUGUUUCCAAUUGUUUUUUGUUUCUCGUUUGUUGUUUAAAAAAAAUGUCCAUGAUGUCGGAUGCGCAUUGAGUGAUUCCACCCAAAAUCACCCACAAAAAAGAUUGCCUUCGUUUAUUGUUUAUCACAAAAAAUUAUACAUUUCUCGGUGUUAGAUACCCGAGCAUAAUUUGAAAACUGUUUUAUAAUAUGUAAAAAAAUGUGUAGGAUACCAUUUAUUGGAGUUUAGCCAAAUUUAUUUGAAUUAAUGUUUUGACACAGAAGGUCAUAUUUAUGUUUAUAUUUCAUAUAGUCGAAUUUGGUUUAUUAAUGAUGUGGCGUGGAAUUACUCAACCCUCACACUCUCCAACAUCUGGGCGGCAAAAGGUGAGAGUGUCCAGAGCUGGCCAAGAGCUCCCGUGGGUAGCGCGUCUCCAGUUUCAACGGUGCGACGAACCAUCUCAAACUAGAAACUUUAAUGAAGAUACUUUUAUAAAACGACGAAAGUUCGGUUGGGUGCCGGACCGACCGUGGACGUGGGGAGUGUUUUGUAAAUAGCAGUAAUUGUCAACUGUAACCUGAGAAGAAGCUGUUUGUAAAUAUAGUGUUUUUGUACCAGCAGCCGACCCCAGUCCGGGGAGGCGAGUAGUAUUAGCGCCGUGUAAGAACUACCAAACAAGAAAGAAAAGUAGCGAAAGUAAUUUUUUAAGUGUCGAGAGCAUAAGAACAAAACUCGUUAAAUUAAGAGAUGACGUAAAAAAAGCGAAACUGUAACCGUACUUCUAGUCAGUAGUAUUCAGAGACACACGAGAAAGUAGCGAACUUGAUUUUGUUGAAACAUCUUAGGCGAUGAACAUACACGAACCGAAACUUUUCCUGUUUUCCUAUCCAGCAGUUUUUCCGCAAAAGUUGAUUCUAUAUCUGAUAAUGGUGCUCAAAGUUUAGAGCGCCAUAGGUUUCCUCCGUAGCUGCUUUGUUAAACGACUAAUAUUUUUUAUGAUAAGACUGUAUACACGAGAGUUGUUCGAGAAAUGGUUAAAAAGCAGGCGGUCUUCGAACCAGAGGCAAUGAAUUCGAGAAAAAAGUUAUUCCGUUCGGAUAGUUACCAUCCCUUCACCCCUAACAACAGAACGUAGAAAUCGUACAUCAAGAAAACCAAUAUGUUUUGCACCCAACGCGAAAACAAACGAAAAAGCGAGAGACAAUCAUAACCUAUUACGGGAGAAAAAAUAAAUGAAAAUGGAAAACGGCUCAAGCCGGAGCUGGAGGAAACUUACAAACGAACAGAAUGGAGAGCAUUAUUUAUGGCGGAACAUGUGUGCGAGUGUCGGAAAACGCGAAUCUCGACUUUAUGAAGAAAAUGAGAAAAGUUUUAUGGGAGUAAAGGAAUCGAAGUGGGAGCCAAUUGGCCAAUACGGACGGUGUCAGCACUUUCUUCACUAUGUUUUCUUUGUUUCAGGGGGGAUAUAUUGCAACUAGAACGAAAAUUUGACAUUUAAGUUUGUACGUACGUUUGAAAGAAAAAUGUUUGAUCCGAAAAUGUAGAUAGAGGUGAUGUAUCACAAUGGAAUUUGACCCGCAUUGUAAAAGUGGAACAAUUGCUUAGCGCUGAUAUGGCAAUUGGGAGCAUAAUUCGAUUGGAAUCUUCUGCCAAACUAGUUUUUUUCUGCUGGUGUAUUUUAGAAAACAAAACAUGGAUUUAUUCUUUGAGCUCGCUCAAAAUACUUUAGAAAUGUA